GUUUCCUCCACCGGCGUGAGGGUAUUUCGGCCCUUGGGGUUUCGGUGCCCAGCACCUCGCCUUCUCCUCCUCCGUUCCCGAGCGGGUUCGCAGUCUCCCGAGUCCUCCGCGCUGCCGGCCACCGGCUCUCUGCCGCGGCGUGACUCUCAGGGCCAAAAUGAGUCUAUUUGGGACAACCUCGGGUUUUGGAACUAGUGGGACCAGCAUGUUUGGCAGCACAAGCACAGAUAACCACAACCCUAUGAAGGAUAUUGAAGUAACAUCCUCUCCUGAUGACAGCAUUGGUUGUCUGUCUUUUAGCCCACCAACCUUACCUGGGAACUUCCUUAUCGCAGGAUCAUGGGCUAACGAUGUUCGCUGCUGGGAAGUUCAAGAUAGUGGACAGACUAUUCCAAAAGCCCAGCAGAUGCACACAGGGCCUGUCUUAGAUGUCUGCUGGAGUGAUGAUGGGAGCAAAGUAUUUACAGCAUCAUGUGAUAAAACUGCCAAAAUGUGGGACCUCAACAGCAAUCAAGCAAUACAGAUUGCACAGCACGAUGCCCCUGUGAAGACCGUACACUGGAUCAAAGCGCCCAACUACAGCUGUGUGAUGACCGGCAGUUGGGAUAAGACUCUGAAGUUUUGGGAUACACGAUCAUCAAAUCCUAUGAUGGUUUUGCAGCUCUCUGAAAGAUGUUACUGUGCCGAUGUGAUCUACCCUAUGGUUGUGGUGGCCACUGCAGAGAGAGGACUGAUUGUCUACCAGUUAGAGAACCAACCAUCCGAGUUCAGGAGGAUAGAGUCUCCACUGAAGCAUCAGCAUCGAUGUGUGGCUAUUUUUAAAGACAAACAGAACAAGCCGACUGGUUUCGCCCUGGGAAGCAUCGAGGGGAGGGUUGCUAUUCACUACAUCAACCCCCCAAAUCCCGCCAAAGAUAACUUUACCUUCAAAUGUCACCGCUCGAACGGAACCAAUACCUCAGCUCCUCAGGACAUCUAUGCGGUAAAUGGGAUCGCGUUCCAUCCUGUCCACGGCACGCUUGCCACGGUGAGGUCGGAUGGCAGAUUCAGCUUUUGGGACAAAGAUGCCAGAACGAAACAACUAAAAACUUUCGAACAGCUCAACCAGCCGAUAGCGGCUUGCUGCUUCAAUCACAACGGGAACAUAUUCGCCUACGCCUCCAGCUACGACUGGUCAAAGGGACACGAAUUUUAUAAUCCCCAAAAGAAAAAUUACAUUUUCCUGCGUAAUGCAGCCGAAGAGCUAAAACCCAGGAAUAAGAAGUAGCGGCCCGAGACUUCUGGGUUGUCCAGAGUUGUUUCCUCUCCACUCUGCCUCGUCUUUGUACGGAUUCGGGUCCCGGUGUUUGGUCGGUUGUCAGCCCUGGAUGUGGACUCACGCCCUGGAGAAAAUGUCCUCGAUCGCAGUCAGGAGCCCCGCCGGCCACGAUGACUGUCCAUUCCACUGCCUGUUACAGAGUUCUGUG
This is a messenger RNA of Lutra lutra (Eurasian river otter), 1466 nucleotides long. RefSeq names its product mRNA export factor-like. Gene Ontology annotation, molecular function: RNA binding; ubiquitin binding. The record is from RefSeq and is a predicted model, not a curated record. NCBI's taxonomy places the organism in Eukaryota, Metazoa, Chordata, Mammalia, Carnivora, Mustelidae. The coding region runs from base 158 to 1267 and encodes 369 amino acids. Gene Ontology annotation, biological process: RNA export from nucleus; transcription-dependent tethering of RNA polymerase II gene DNA at nuclear periphery. Gene Ontology annotation, cellular component: nuclear pore. The transcript has a single exon.